Molecule: messenger RNA, 1518 nt
Organism: Lachancea mirantina
Lineage: Eukaryota; Fungi; Ascomycota; Saccharomycetes; Saccharomycetales; Saccharomycetaceae
Source: the annotation of a GenBank genome assembly
AUGGUGGCCCCCCACGGUGGUAUUUUGCAAGACCUUGUCGCUCGCGAUGCGGGCAUCAGAGACGAUCUCAUCAAAGAAACUGAAACCAAUCCCACGACCUGGUCCCUAACCGGAAGACAGAUCUGUGACCUGGAAUUGAUUCUAAACGGUGGGUUCUCCCCGUUGACCGGGUUCCUGGACCAGAAAAAUUACGAAAGUGUCGUUCACAAUUCUCGGCUUGCCAAUGGACUCGUGUGGACGAUCCCAAUCAACCUGGACGUCUCUGAAAGUUUCGCCAAAACGCUCAGCAAAGGUACUCGUAUCGUGCUGUUGCAAGAGGGCGAGAUUCCAAUCGCGAUUCUGACCGUUUCUGAUGUUUACAAGCCGGACAAGCAAGUCGAAGCCAAGCACGUGUUCCGCGGCGAUCCAGACCAUCCAGCUAUCAAAUAUUUGCUUGAUUCCGCCGGCGACUACUACGUGGGUGGUGAAUUGCAGGCCAUCCAACUUCCACACCAUUACGACUACACGGGGCUGCGUAAGACGCCUGCGCAGCUGCGUAACGAGUUUGAGACUAAGCAAUGGGACCGUGUUGUGGCUUUCCAGACGCGUAAUCCAAUGCACAGAGCCCACAGAGAAUUGACCGUGAGAGCCGCACGUGAGAGAAACUCUAAAAUUCUGAUUCAUCCGGUAGUUGGGCUCACGAAACCGGGCGAUAUCGACCACCACACUCGUGUGCGUGUUUAUCAAGAGAUCAUCAAGAGAUAUCCAAGCGGUAUGGCACAGCUUUCGUUACUUCCACUAGCGAUGCGUAUGGGUGGUGAUCGUGAAGCCGUGUGGCAUGCCAUUAUCCGUAAGAAUUACGGCGCUUCUCAUUUCAUUGUGGGCCGCGACCACGCAGGACCCGGUAAAAAUUCUAAGGGCACUGAUUUCUACGGCCCAUACGACGCCCAGGAGCUCGUAGAGACUUACAAGAACGAAUUGGGCAUCGAGGUUGUUCCCUUCAGAAUGGUUACGUACUUAGAGGAAGAAGACCGUUACGCUCCAAUUGACCAGAUCGACUUGUCGACUACCAAGACUUUGAACAUCAGCGGUACAGAGUUGAGGCGUCUACUUCGUGAUGGCGGCGCCAUCCCAGAAUGGUUCUCGUACCCUGAAGUCGUCAAGAUUUUGAGGGAAUCUAACCCACCUCGCGCCCAGCAGGGGUUCGCGAUCGUUUUCGAAGAAGGCUUGCCCAAUGCAUCUCAACUCGGCACUGCCUUGUUGUCCACAUUUUUGCAAUUCGGUGGUGCAAGGCACAUCAAGGUCUUAACCCACAUCGAGGACCCAAACGUGGUCGAAUUGGUGCCUGAUUUUAUCAGAAGCGGUGCUGGCUUGAUCAUUCCUCAAGACUUCAAAGACGCUGCAGAGCAGACCAACUCUUUCUACUUGGGCACCUCCGAGAGGGCCGCCAUCAAGCUUGGCGCUGGUGACGAAAAGAUUUCUCACAUUGUACAAAAGGUGGUCCUCUUCUUGGAAGACCAUGGGUUUUUCCAAUUCUAA